Salvia miltiorrhiza (redroot sage) is the source of this 1848-nucleotide messenger RNA. RefSeq names its product protein FAR1-RELATED SEQUENCE 5-like. The transcript is spliced from 4 exons. The record is from RefSeq and is a predicted model, not a curated record. Lineage: Eukaryota; Viridiplantae; Streptophyta; Magnoliopsida; Lamiales; Lamiaceae. Gene Ontology annotation, biological process: regulation of DNA-templated transcription. The coding region runs from base 1 to 1848 and encodes 615 amino acids.
AUGGGCGAUUCUGAUAUAAUAGUAGAGAUUCAAGAUUUUAAUGUGCAGUUGAAUGAAGAAAUUAACUUGAAUGAUGAUUACAGUUGUGAAUCUGGCAAUGUUUCUACAGAUAAAGACUUCUCUACAGAUCAAGAUUUAGAUGAAGAUACAUUGAUACAAGGUCAGAGUUCUUCUUCUUGUGAUCCUUUACUUGGAUUAAGAAGUCAAAACUUCGAAGACAUAUACAAAGCAUAUAAAUCUUAUGCUAAAGAAGUUGGAUUCGACAUUAGAAGAUCAUCAUCAAAAUACUUGGCAGAAGAAGCAGGUGGUGAACAUCUUGUUGGUCAUACCAAGAAAGACCACUUGAACCAUGUGAAUAAGAUUAAAAUGAAGGCAAUUGAAGGAGGAGAUGCACAAACAUUAAUUGACAGUUUAAAUCAGCAUGGUGUUGAAGAUGAGGAGUUUUUCUUUAGAGUCAAACUAGAUGAAGAAGAGAGGUUGAGUAAUAUAUUCUGGAGAGAUUCAAUGAUGAAGCAAGAUUUCAUGUUAUUUGGGGAUGUAAUGGUAUUUGACACUACGUAUAGGACCAAUAAGUACAAUCUUAUCUGUGCGCCUUUUGUUGGAGUAAACAACCAUAAGAGAAAUGUCAUGUUUGCUUGUGCUUUCAUCUCAAAUGAGCAAACAGAAACAUUUGAGUGGUUAUUUGAUGUUUUCAAGAAAUCUAUGGAGGGUAGAUGUCCUGUGACAUUGUUUACCGAUCAAGAUAAGGCAAUAUCAAAUGGAAUUGAGAAAGUAUUCCCCCUGACAAGACAUAGGUUAUGCAUAUGGCAUUUAUACCAGAAUGCACAGAGUCACCUAGGGAGUUUGAAGUCUGAUAAAACCUUCACUAAAAUGUUUCAAAAGUGCAUGACAGGAUGUGCAAAUAGUGAAGAGUUUGAAAUCUGUUGGAAGAACAUGAUUUCAAACUAUAAACUUGAAAAUAUAACUUGGUUCAACAGAUUGUAUGACUUGAAGGAAAAGUGGUGCAAUGCUUACAACAAAGACUUCUUCUCAGCUGGAAUUUUGUCAUCACAAAGAAGUGAGAGCACAAAUAGUACACUUGGCUUCAACGCAAAGAAAACAACAAGUUUGAAUGAUUUUUAUAAAAUAUUCAAGCAAACAGUUGACAGAUGGAGAAGCAAUGAACAAACCGAUGAAUUCAGAUGCAUAAGAGGCAAGCCUAACUCUGUUUUGAAGAUAAGAGGACUUCUACAGCAUGCAUCUGAGGUAUAUACCUUCAACAUUUUCAGAGAUUUUGAAAUUGAAUUCAAGGAGUCUAUAUCUGUCUCUUUUUCAUCUAUAUAUGAAGAUGAGCAAUUCAAAGCAUAUAAUGUCACUAAUGAUGAUGGGAUGAUAGGAUAUACAGUGUCAUUUUCCACAAAAGAAAGUUUCAUUACUUGUUCAUGCAAAAAAUGGACAAAGUUUGCAAAAAAGAAUUUGUGGGAUAAAGGAGCAUUUGAUUCUGUCAACAACAGUAACAAUUCCAUGUGGAGAAAUCAAAUAAUGAGAAAAUCAUACAAUCUUGUUCUAAGAGCACAAGAUAGUGAAGAGUGCAGGGCAGUUAUAGAGAAUGGAUUGAACAGUAUAACAUUGGAUCUUGAAUCAUUGAUGAUUACAACACAAGCUGUGAAUCAAAUGGAAGAUGUUGCAGUAUCCAGUGCUUGUGCUGAUAAUGUAUUGGAUCCUAAUCGUUCUAACACAAAGGGAAGAAGAAAGAGAAUACAGGGUCAUUAUGAUGUUGGAAAGAAGAGUAAUAAGAAAUCUACUGCAUCAAAUUCAAAACAAUCAAAGGAAUUUGGUACAAAGACACCUAACCCCAUAUUAUUUUAG